Frankliniella occidentalis (western flower thrips) is the source of this 1082-nucleotide messenger RNA. Its product is annotated as trypsin-1. The record is from RefSeq and is a predicted model, not a curated record. Gene Ontology annotation, biological process: proteolysis. The transcript has 3 exons. NCBI's taxonomy places the organism in Eukaryota, Metazoa, Arthropoda, Insecta, Thysanoptera, Thripidae. Gene Ontology annotation, molecular function: serine-type endopeptidase activity. Bases 108 to 1052 code for a protein of 314 amino acids.
GUAUUUUCCCAGAAUGCUUGCCGAUAGGAAGGCCCUCGGAAAAACGGCAGUGCGGCAGAACGCAAUAAAUAGUACCUCGCUGCCGAGGUUUUGUCAGUUGCACUGACAUGGCGCCCCUCACCUUCCUUGCAGUGGCCCUCGCCUUUGUGGCGGCCGCCAGCGGCGCCAAUGUUAAGGUCUUCAACUUUGCCCGCGACCCCUCCUUGGCUGCCGCCGAGCCGUCCAUCUUCGCUUGGGCUCCGCUGGGCCUGGACAAGACGUUCGUGCCCUCUACCGACGACCAGAUCGUAGGCGGAAAGGACGCCAAGCGCAACCAGUUCCCCCACCAAGCCUCCAUGCAGGUGUCGGUCCCCGGCUACCCUAAGCCGCAGCACAUCUGCGGAGGUACCCUCAUCGCGGACACCUGGGUGCUAACGGCCGCACACUGCGUCUACGGCGUGCCCUCGUUCGCCACCGGUGUCUCCGUCGUUCUGGGCAUCACCAGCCUGACCAAGGACGACGGACAGCGCCUGACCGUCGAGCAGGCCAUGGUGCACGCCCAGUACGACCCUCAGGCCAACGUCGGCCCCUACGACAUCGCCCUUCUCAAGCUCAAAGGCAAGGCCCAGCUUAACAAAGGCGUCAAGAUCGCGCAACUGCCUAAGGCCAACGCCAUCCCCAAAGGAAAGGCCAUCCUCUCGGGCUGGGGCAGCACCAGCCAGGACGGAGACCACCCCGUGUACCCCGACAAGCUCCAGACCCUGGACUUCCCCGUCGUUGACUUCAAGACGUGCUACGACUACAUCACCGACAUCUCGCCUAAGGAGCCGAAUCCACUUACGGACACCAACCUUUGCGUUGGCGACCUGAAAAAGACUGGCCUCUCCUCCUGCAGUGGCGACAGUGGCGGCCCUCUGAUCCAGAAGGACGGCUGGUUCGGCGAGAAGACUGUUGUCGUCGGCGUCGUCUCCUGGGGUCUCAAGAACUGCGGCAGCAUCCCCUUCCCCUCCGUUUUCACCCGCGUGUCCGCCUACAACGAAUGGAUCAACUUGAUAAUGAAAAACUACCAGUAGAAAAGAGCAAUAAACAUUAUAAAAAAACAA